Molecule: messenger RNA, 1275 nt
Organism: Arvicanthis niloticus (Nile rat)
Lineage: Eukaryota; Metazoa; Chordata; Mammalia; Rodentia; Muridae
Gene: Avpr1b
Product: arginine vasopressin receptor 1B
Biological process (GO): cellular response to hormone stimulus; regulation of systemic arterial blood pressure by vasopressin; positive regulation of vasoconstriction
Cellular component (GO): plasma membrane
Molecular function (GO): peptide binding; vasopressin receptor activity
Source: RefSeq, a predicted model, not a curated record
AUGGAUUUUGAGCCUUCUUGGACUGCCACCCCCUACCCUGGGGGCACCCUGCUUGUCCCCAAUGCCACCACACCCUGGCUGGGUAGGGAUGAAGAGCUAGCCAAAGUGGAGAUUGGUAUCCUAGCUACUGUCCUGGUUCUGGCCACAGGAGGCAACCUGGCUGUGCUACUGACCCUGGGCCGCCAGGGCCACAAGCGCUCCCGCAUGCAUCUGUUCGUGCUGCACUUGGCCCUGACCGACCUGGGCGUGGCGCUUUUUCAGGUACUGCCUCAGCUGCUCUGGGACAUCACCUACCGCUUCCAGGGCUCUGACCUCCUCUGCCGGGCUGUCAAAUAUCUACAGGUGCUCAGCAUGUUUGCUUCCACUUACAUGCUGCUGGCCAUGACGCUGGACCGGUAUCUGGCUGUCUGUCAUCCUCUUCGGAGCCUCCAGCAGCCCAGUCUCUCCACCUACCCUCUCAUUGCUGCUCCCUGGCUGCUGGCUGCCAUCCUCAGCCUCCCUCAAGUUUUCAUUUUUUCAUUGCGAGAGGUGAUCCAGGGCUCAGGGGUGCUGGACUGCUGGGCAGAUUUCUACUUUUCUUGGGGCCCGCGGGCCUACAUCACCUGGACCACCAUGGCCAUCUUUGUGCUGCCCGUGGUGGUGCUCACAGCUUGCUAUAGCCUCAUCUGCCAGGAGAUCUGCAAGAAUCUGAAAGUCAAGACCCAGGCUGGCAGGGAGAAAAGAAGGGGCUGGCGGACUUGGGACAAGUCCUCAUCUUCUGCCGCUGCAGCCGCCACUAGGGGGCUGCCGUCCCGGGUCAGCAGCAUCAGUACCAUCUCCAGGGCAAAGAUCCGAACAGUGAAGAUGACCUUUGUCAUUGUGCUGGCCUACAUUGCUUGCUGGGCACCCUUCUUCAGUGUCCAGAUGUGGUCUGUGUGGGACGAGAAUGCCCCCAAUGAAGAUUCUACCAAUGUGGCUUUCACCAUCUCGAUGCUUUUGGGCAACCUCAGCAGCUGCUGUAACCCCUGGAUCUAUAUGGGCUUCAACAGCCACCUGUUGCCACGUUCCCUGAGCCACCGUGCCUGCUGCAGGGGUUCCAAGCCCCGAGUACACAGGCAGCUCUCCAACAGCAGCCUUGCUAGCCGCCGCACAACACUGCUGACCCACACCUGUGGUCCAUCUACUCUCCGUCUCAGCCUUAACCUCAGUCUCCAUGCAAAGCCCAGGCCUGCAGGCUCACUGAAGGAUUUAGAACAGACGGAUGGAGAAGCCACUAUGGAGACGAGCAUCUUUUAG